AUGUUCGACGACGAAAACUUCAAUAUUUUUAAAGACGAAACUGUAGUUGAUAAGGAGACAGCAGCUAAUCGAACUAAGCUUCCUCGAAAAGCAAGAAAUUUCAGUAAAGUACAACUUCAAUUAGCUCUACGCAAAAAGAAGGACUGCAACGCUAAAGCUCAGUCUAUUGUGGAAGCUCUGCUAGAACCAAUUGAUAAUGUUGACUGGUUUCUGCAUAACUUGCGAGAUAUUAACCAAUGCCACUACGAUGAUGUCACCCAGGAAAGAGCGAUCCAGCGAAUUUGCGGCUAUCCACUUUGCAAGGUGGAGCUAACGAACCUGCCGAACAAAAAAUACGUUAUCUCACUGUCGAAUAAGAAAGUAUACGACAUCACUGAGCGGAAGAAUUUUUGCAGCGGCUCUUGCUACAAGGCAUCCGGCUAUAUCAAAGCUCAACUGCUAACGAGUCCACUUUGGCUUCGUGACCAGGAAGAUAUCCCACAGUUUAAAUUAUACGGCGUCAUUAGGAAAAAUAACACUAGCAAGCCAUCAAAUCCGGUGGAGCUACUUGGAUUCGAGAACCUUCGUAUCAUAGAAAGAACAUCCGACGGCAACCAAGCUUUCCAAAGGGAAAAUAUUAGGGAAGGUGACGAGAUACCGCUGGUCAGCGUUAACCAAAACGCGAGAUCGCAACAAUCUUCGAAUACCGAUGACGGUGAAACCCAUGAUUUGAACUUGAAACAGCAGCAGCAGCAGCAGCAGCUCGGAAAUAUCGACAGAUGCAACGCGUGUGUUAGAUCGCAGCAGCAACAACAGCAGCAGCAACAGCCUGCAGCAGCCGCCGAAAACUAG
Molecule: messenger RNA, 831 nt
Organism: Sabethes cyaneus
Lineage: Eukaryota; Metazoa; Arthropoda; Insecta; Diptera; Culicidae
Product: putative RNA polymerase II subunit B1 CTD phosphatase RPAP2
Exons: 3
Coding region: 1-831 (276 amino acids)
Cellular component (GO): nucleus; cytoplasm
Molecular function (GO): RNA polymerase core enzyme binding; RNA polymerase II CTD heptapeptide repeat phosphatase activity
Source: RefSeq, a predicted model, not a curated record